Heterotrigona itama is the source of this 16394-nucleotide messenger RNA. The record is from the annotation of a GenBank genome assembly. NCBI's taxonomy places the organism in Eukaryota, Metazoa, Arthropoda, Insecta, Hymenoptera, Apidae.
AUUCUUUACUGAUUUAUUAAUAACAAAAAUUUAACUAAAAUAAUUUUAUACAUUAAAAAAUCUUCAACAACGUAGAAAACAAUCUAAUAUACUAAUAUACUGAUAUUAUACAAACUUUUUUUUAACAUAAGGUAAAGUCGAUAAGUUUUUGUCACGCGACAACGCUUAUUUCCACCCUUCAAUUUAUGAAUGGAGAUGUGGUCUACAUGUGUGUGUAUGUAGGGGAUAUCUUCAAUAAUUUUCCUUAACAACGACACAAUAACGUGUCAACAAGAGUUUAGAAUGACUAUAAUACAUUUUACCAAAACGUAAGAAAGACGUCGCUUAUUUUACAGCCACUAUGGUAUACAUGAAUGAAGUAACAAAUCUGAUGGAUCGGAUGAUGAAAGUGAAUAUUUUUCAUCCAUUAGAGAAGCUUCGGAUGUUGAGAGAUGAGGAAAAGACAUUUCUUGAUCCGAAUUUUAUAAUGAAUGCAAGGCAUCGUAUAUCGCGAGAGAACUUGUCUGCUUCGCCCGUGAAUAGCCCCGUUUUGACAGAAGCUAGAAAAUUAUUGAUGCAAGAAGAGACGAAACAAUUAUACAUGAAGAAACAGCAACGAUUUUUGGAAAGGGAAUUGAAAAAAUUUGAAAUGGAAAUAAGCAAAUCUCGACCCAAAUUCUCGAAAUCCUACACGUGUACGAAGAGAAAUUUUAUAUCCUCGGAUGAUGAUGAUUUUUGGAGGAUAUCUAGGAAAUUAAGAAACAAGAUAACAGUUGAAGAAAAACAGAAUCAGAUCAAUCGUAAUCAUAAUGAAAGUAUAGAUACUGUUUAUAAGAAAAAUACGAUAACAGAAGCCGACGAUUCUUUGUUGAAACUGGAGAAUGAAAAAACAAAGUGUGAAAUAUCAUCUAUUGGAAACAUAAAAGUAACGAUUAAAGAUAAAACUAACUUUGAAAUAGAAACGCAACGCUUACAUCUUUUAAGGAAAUACUUUGAUAUUUUAAAACGACAUGCGACGGAAAGACAACGCUUGCGCGAGAUUAAAAUGCAGAUUCAACAAAAUAUGAUAAGGAAGAUAAUGAGAAAGUAUUUCGAUAUUUGGAAAACCCGUAUGAGAGAUGCGAAAAAUAAUGUUCAGAAGCAGACAGAAGGAAAAGAGAUUUCCGAAGAACGAAAAAUUGAAAUGUUUAUAAAUACAAUUGUAGAUUGUCAGAAAGAGCUAACGAAAAGAAGUCAAAAACCAAGAACUAGGAAUGAUAUUUUAAUGGCGGAAGAAUCUAAUAAAGUACAUAUGAAGAAAAAAACGAAUUACUGCAAACGUAUUAUUGUCGAGCCACCGGCACAAUGUCGAUUAAAUGCUCAGAAACAGAUAAUAGAAAACCAAAAAGCUAAACUAGCCGAACAGAGCAAAAUAAUCGAGGAAUUGAAACUGAAACAGAUGCAAAAAGAAAUAUCAUGGGCAAAUAGGGAAACAAUGGACAUAGCAAAGAAAACUCUCACUAAUUGUGGACGAAGUACGAGGAGAACAUUGAUUCAGUUAAUGCAACAAAAUGGUUACAGAUUUAUAAUAGAUUAUGUACAUCUUCCUGAAAGAGACGAAAAUUCAACGAUACCACGACAUCCACCGGAUCCACCAAAAUUUCUAUUAAGAAUGGAAGCGCGAGCAGAGGCUAGACGAAAACGAGUAAAAUUGGCUGAAGAAAUACGUAAACAGAAACUCGAAGAACAAAAAAGUAAAGAAGAAGCUGCUAGAAUAGAAGAGGAACAGAAGAAGAAAAGAUUACAACAAGAGGUCAAAGCUUUAGCUGAAGUAAGAAGAUUACGAAAAGAGCAAGAACAAAAUCGACAACGUGAAGUAGAAAAAUUUCGAAGGUUAAACAAUGUAGCAGAUGAAUUCUAUCGAAAAUAUCUUCUACGACAUUAUAUAAUGAAACCAUUCGUAAUAUUUAUCGAAGAAGUACAGAUUAACACUAAAAAAGCAGAGGAUCAUUAUAGAGAAAAAUUGACAAAGAAAAUUUUUACAAUAUGGAAGAAAGAAGUAGACAUUCAAUACAAAAUGAAAACUGAAGUUGUUGAAUUAGUUUAUAAUACGAAUUUAACGACUAGAAUAUUUAAAGAAUGGAAACAGGAAGUUAAGGAAUUAAAUUCGAAACGUCAGGUUGCAAUAGAUUUCCAUGACAUGAAACUCUUAGAUAAAUAUUUUAAAUUGUGGCAAGUAACAAUACUCGAAUUUAAAGCAAGAUUUGAAGAAAAAAGAAAGUUAGUUACCAAAAUUUAUGAAAAUACAUUAAAAGUCAAGUAUUUUGGUAUUUGGAAAAAAUAUCUCACGAUUGCUGUAAAUAUUAAAGAAAGUGAAAAAAGAAAAAACGAAUUGCGACAGUUAGUGCAGGAAGUGAUUCCUGACUUUGAUCCUAAACAGAGAGGUGUAGCAUUGGAGGAUUAAAAUCAAUCUAUAACACAUUGCAUCACUAUGGUAUGUUUAAGUUUAUAUAACACGAUGACUGUUAUUCACUUUACAUUAUGUUGUAUAGAAAAGAUGUAAACAUUUAUCAUACUUAAUUUAUGUAUAUUCAAAUCUUACAUGUAUUAUACAUAACUGAUUAAUAUAAUUUAUUAUUUUAAUUAGUACAAUGGCCACUUUAUCACAGUUAUAAUGAAUAUACAAAUGAUGUACGCAAUAAUAGAGUAAAUAAUUAAAUCUAUAAUCAAGAUCAGGAUUUUUACGUCACGAUAUGUCUUUAUUAAGUUCAAUACUAUGAGAAAUAGCUUAAGAUUAAGUACCUUGUUAUUAUAAAAACAGGAUAAAGAUGAACAUUAAAGUAUAUUAAAGUGCAUUGUGAAAUAAAUAUUAAAAAAAUGUAUGUUUUGCUUUCACAUACCGCUGUGCCUGUUGUUUUGGCCUUAAUUGUUUUAAAUUUUCUAAUAUUCUUUGCAAAGUAUCAUCUCCCAUACAAAGUAAAUUUAAUAAUUUAGUCUAUAUUUACUAUCUAAGUUUUGCAACAAAAUAAUCUAGAUACAUUUUUUAACAUUCCAUGGUCAUAUGGACUUCCAGCUUCCAGAAGACGUCGCUCAUUUGAUGUUGUACCAAGGUAAAUUAACCAAAGAUGAUAUAUUAAAUAACAAACUAUUACUAGCCCAACAAGCAAACUGUAGAGUGCCGAGACGAAGCAAAGGGCAAUGUCUAAUUGAUGAUACACGUCGCUGCAAUCAUCUGGUAAAAGAACAGUACCAAUGAGUAUAAAUGGAUGACAUACACUAGUUAUGGUUAAAUUGGAACCAUAGAUAAAAGCUAUGGCUGAGAAGAAUAAACAUCCCAAAUACCAUCUUAAAUUGCUAGAACCUAUACAAAAGAGUUACCAUUUACAAUGAUAUUCUCUAUUAAGAAUGCAUGUCUGACACAUUCGACAAUGAUGAGCUUUAGGUGGUGCUCUUCUCCUACACGUAAUACAAAGUUCUCCACUUCCUUCGCCAAGCUCUAAACCUUGAGUUAAAGUACCUUCUUGAGUUACAGAAUCUGCAUUUGAUCUAGUCAUAUAGCCGCACCAUAUACCACCCACGACACACAUUAUGAACACUACAUUCUCUUCUAACAAAAUCUCUAGCAGUGGUACGACACUCACUUCAAAGAUUAACAUCAACAUGACCACACUCGUAAUCGUCCACAUUAAAAAAAAUUUGGUACGUAGUAGAAAUCUCAGAAAAUUGUGAUGCAAGUAGUAGACCAAUAUUGGUGUUGCAACAAAUAUGAUUACAGUACAUAGCACUGUUUGCGCGGCUAUAACUGCCAAUGUUGGAACCGCAAAUAUCGGUAUCAUUGCGUCGACUGAAAUUUGCUUAGCACCAGCUCUCCAACCACAAGGAUUUCGUAGCCUCUCCCACAUAGUCAUCUUUUAUCUACAGUUAUACACCAAAGCAGCAAGUUUACACUUGCAUGAAGAAUUUAAUGAAAGGAUACCAAAAUAAAGGUUAGAAAUGUUUCAUGAAACGUUGGCUCUCGACUAAUGUAAAAUUUCAGUCUAACGAUUGUUGAAAAUAUCGCGCGUAAGCACAGGUGGCAGCACCUUUUAAAAUAAUAGAUAUAAUCGAAUUAGUAGUUGCAAAAAUUUUCAGUUCUUUAGAUCACCGUUCGGAUGAAAUUUUCUUUUAACAAAGUACCAAUAGUUUUGAUACGAAUCAAUAUCUUGACCAAAAUUCUCUGAUCAAAUAAAUGGUUAAUCAUUUUAUUUAAGAAUAAGAUCAAUUGAUGAGGUAAUAUAUUUUCUAAAUUGUAGAUUUAUUUGUAAAUUGUAUUUUUUUUUCUCUAUCGUUACUUUUGAAAGGAAUACUACGAGAAACGAUACUUCUGACAGUAUUUUGAAAAUGGCGGAAAAAUGGCAAAGAGGACAAGGAUAAUAGUGUUCGUUUCCAGUGCCCAAUAGUGAUUGCAUGUGGUGUGUACUACUCGAGAGAACAAUAGUGUCAAUGUUGUAUUUCAACAAUUCAAAACUGUGACUGGUUGUUCAAAAAUUUUUUCACGGUUCCCGUUCAUUCAACUCAGGUGAUCGAGCUGCGUGCUCUAGCAGUGAUCCUCGAAAACUAGCCGAGGACACUUUCUAUCCAUGGUUCAGCUUCGACGAGCUUUUGAGUUAUGAGGAAGAUGUCCGGUUGAGGACCGAAGACAGGGAGGAAGACGACGAAAAGGAGUUCGAAGAACGUCUAGUAAUGUCUUCGGCUUCGACUAACAGACUGCAAAUUUUGUGGGAUCAUUUCAUUCAUGCAGAACCGCAGAGCUACGAGUUCGGUCGGCGGUGGUGGCGUAUCUACCCUUAUAGCUUGCGAGCUGCUCUCCGACGUGCAUGAACUUUGCGCGAAGAGGAUCGAUGGCGACGAACUAGUUCGACUGAGGAAGUAUUUGGCUCAGGAGCGUGGCUGGCGUUGUUUGGCUGUCCUACAGUUACUUGGUGUCCGUGGGCUUUCUUGUGGAAGAGAACUAGUAGCUCUGCUUAUCGCUCUAUAUCCAGUUGUCCUUCAAGAGGAGACGAGUAAUAAAGCUUGUGUAAAUUCUGCUUCACUGCUGCACAACGGGUCCACGUAUACUUCGUCGGCUGGUACCGCGCGUAAUCCUUAUGUGAAAUUCCACUGCAACGAUGAUACCGUCGACACGGUAAAUAUCGUGCCGCAUGUGAAACGCAGGACGACAAAGUCUAAUCGAAACGGCGCUUUUUACGAGGGCAAUGUACCGGCGAGAAGGAGGGCAGGUCGUCGAUAUAGUAUCGGUACUAAGGUACCGGUCCAUCAGAAGCAAAAGUCAUCUGGAACGUUCGAAGCGCGUCGCAACACGCCGGAAAGCGCGAGCAGCGAGUCUGAAUUACUGACGGAUGGUAUUGAUCAGGCACGAUCGCUCACGCUCAAGAUCCGCCUGAAUCCUAUGGACUUCGAAUAUUUCACCUCAGUCGUGAGAAGCGACGAGGAGCAAAGAUGGCAGGCAGCGCUUUACGAACUUCCUGUCCGAUCGGUGAAGAAAACACCGAACGAUUACACAGACGAGCGGAUCAAGGAUGUCCUAGAUGCUAGGAUCAGUAAUUUCGAGACGAGCCUUUUGAUUAUUCAAUUGCUUCAGGGGCUGCGUGAUUACGGUACUCCAGCGGAACAAACACCGGCUGUACAAGUUCUGAAAUUUGCUUUGGAUACGUUAUGGUCCCUGCAAUUUGGUAUAGACGGUGCCAACUUGACUGGCACUGAAUCCGCUACGUUGAAGGCUGCGGCCGCUAGGCUUAUGCUCACGGCACUGGAACGCGUAUUACGAUCAAAUGAACCAACUACCGCCGUCAUUCAUAAUGGUUUGUUGCCUAUGACCCUGAGAUUACUCGAAGAUGCUUGCAGUAAACCUGUAAAUGUUUUCUCGCCGGAGGAGGGUUCCCUCCUCCAAGAGUUCAUCUUCGCCACUAUUUACGGAGUGAUAACAUUUCUUUACUGUCUGCUGCAUCAACAAGGUAGCAAGAUAGAAAAGUUAUCAGAUUUUCUAGAACUGUUUCAACUGUUCACGGAAAGUCAGGACGGGAAGUUAGUGGAGAGAACGAUUUUUGCGAUUGUUGAUCUACCAAGCAUUGAUCCAGCGAGGUCAAUAAUCCGCGCCAGAAAGGUCAUUGAUAUGAUAGGUGCGCUAACGAGUGGCUUGAAAUCUGUUCGCCGUGAUAUUUCGCAUGUAUCUCAUUGCAACAAAACAAAGCACAAAUCCUGUGUCAAUAACGUUCAAAUCCAGCAUCAUUCGGAUGUAUUUGGAGCGCCUUAUGCUCAGCCAAUUGUUGGCGCCGUUAUGAAACAAGCAUGUUGCAUUUCGUCGCUUUUUAUGAUACUCACUAAUCUCCUCAAGUAUUCUCAUCCAUUUGUCAGCGAACUGCAAAUCAGAUUGAUCAAAGUUUUUACUGCGGCAGGAACGUGUUGCUGUUUCCCACCCAGAAUACUCAUGUCCAGCAUCGCGACUCUUUUGAAAAAACGCGAUCCGACGAUUUAUAUCCCAGCCGUGGCAUUCUUAGAGCGUAUCUUUUACAAAGAGCUCGGUGCUUAUUCGGAGUCAGAAGUGUGCACCACGUGCGACAGGCCUACCACAUAUUCAUGGGAUUUCCUGGAAAUGUACGCGGACUUAUUGUCGCCGAGUGAUUCGAAAUUAUGCUACAUCAUAAUGGCCCAUUUACUGAAAAUCGGGCCGUGCUCGAAACUCCACAUUAGACGGGAAUUGAUUCUAAAAGUCUUUUAUCCGACCUUUUUGAAAGCUAAAACCUAUUACGCAGCUGACAAAGGGAACACGGUCGCGAAAUUUCUCAUUCAGUCUUGCCUCUCUGCAAUGUCCUGCUUGAUCAUGAAUGCGCAGAUAUGCGAAGAAUUUAUUGGGAUCAAUGGAUUGGAAGAAACAUUGAUCUUGUUAUCAGAUACGAUUUUCACGAGAAAUGUUUACGCUCUCCUAGAAGUCACUGUCAUCGUCGAGAUCUGGAAGACCAGUUUCAUGGAUUCUCCAGAUACGGAGAAACCGGCGCUCAAAUCUUUGUUCGAUUUCCUCGACAAAGAAACGACUGAAUUGUUGGAUAUUCUGAGGAAUUCAACACAUACUUUUGUCGAUGAAAAAUACGUAGACCAAGCAGCGAGCCAAAUUCCUGACGAAUUGAACGGUCAGAAUGUUGAAGGAACGGAUAUUAUUGUGGGAAACGAUACUCUGCAAGAACAGAAUGAAACGGAAGAAUUGAUCAAGGAAAUAUCUGAUAAUUCUGAGGUUAAUGCAUCGUGCUCGGACGUUCAUAACGAAACAGACACGAGUAGAAAAGUAAAUCUAUAUCAAGCUAGUGCCGCGUGGAGAGCCGCAGCUGGAGUAGCGCUUUGCAGCCCUAAAUUUCGAGCUCAAUUAUCGUUGCAUCCCGUGUCACAAAAAUCUUUACAGCUUUUUGUAACGCUGGCUACAUAUAUUUCUUUGGACAAUAUUACAGGUGAUUGCGAUAUAAUUAUGGAAUUGGGAAGAGCGCUGAUACACGCAGGAAUCAAAUUGGGUCGUGGAUUGGCCGUCAUCGUGGAAGCUUUAUUGAAAGUCUCUAUGUUAAAGCCAGCUCAAGAAGAAACCAUGCCACAAUGCACUCGCCCCAGGUUACCAUCUAUGACAGUCGACACAAUGCCGGAUUGUGUCGCUGAUGACAGCAGCACGGGCGAAUAUGUAACAGCCGAUGAUGGUUAUGAGGCAGAUGUGGAAGUACCGAUGCAAAAUCCUCAUAACAAUACCGUGAAAAGAAGUAAUUCCUUCGGACCAAUAGUUGAGCCCAGGGGCCAUGCGAAUGCACAUCCCGCAUUAUGCUUGUUGGCAGUUGAUUUAUUAAUUCAUUUCAGUGAACAAGGGUUGGAUGCAGAGAAAACAUGUAUUAUAACUGCUGGUCUAAGAAAAGUUGCAGUUACAUGCAGAGAAAGUGCCUCGAGUUGCGCCGCACUUGCAAGUUCAGGUGUAAUUACAAAAAUGUUAAAUGGUUUCAACGAUAUACUUACUACCAGAAAUACCCAGUAUCAAGAUUUGCAACACGCUGUGCUGGAAGUAUUUACUUUGCUAGCGACACAAUCGAUUUCACCAUCAGAAUUAGUCAUAUACUUGUCUCUAUUCAAAGUUGAUGAACCUUCCUUGCAGCUGUUGUUGGAACCACUUUUUCAUCUAGUUCUAGCAGCUCGUCCACAACCAAACUUUAUCAUAUCUUUUCCUGUACUUUCUGAUGCAAAAUUAAUAUCAAAAACCCAAUCGGAAGAAUACAAAAACGUGGAAAAGAUUGAAAAUCUUGUAAAUAAUUUUCAAAAAAAACAUUUUGCAUCAAACAUAUGCAGUCCAUGGUCUGUACACGCGGUAUGUUUACCAAUUGGUCCAGAACUGGCUUGGCCGGUUUGGUUGCAUGGUUGUUCCGCUUCUAUGUGGUUGAGAGUUGAAAGAGGAUUAUCUGUUAAUGGCAAAGGAACAGUGAUUAAUACCUCACCAUUACUUGAUUCAGAUAAUGAAAGUUUAUCUGAUUGGGGUAUUCUGUCUGAUAAUUGGAGUCGUGAAGACCAAUCGAUGUCUGAUCUUUUCUUGGGUACAUCAGUCGUAACAGGUUCAUCAUUUCCACCCACGCCAGCAUCAAUUAUUCAUUUGAUGUCUAUCGGAUUUGAGUCUCUGGUGCUUGAAACAUGGUUGGAUUUUAAAUCAGAUAAAUUAAUUUUACGAUUAACUAGGCCAGACGACAAAGCAAAUCGAACAAUCUCGGAAACAUCUCUAACUGGUAUGCUUCCUUCCGGUCGAUGGCAUCAUUUAGCACUGAAUUUCAAAGACACAGUGUUAAAUAAACGUAGUGCGGUAAUCGAAGUUGUGAUUUGGAUAGAUGGUUGGAGAGAAAUCAAUGCGCAGUUACCAUUUGAUGGAUUGCUAAUGAGAAAACCUAGCACUACGUGCGUUUUAUUAGGGCAAAUUGGAUCUAAUGCUAUCGGUGCUUGGUAUCUUGGAAACUUAAUGGUAUUCAGAUGCCCAGUAUUCACGAAAGAGAGAGCAUUAUAUCUAGCAAGUCUUGGACCUAAUUAUACUAAUCUUGCUGAAUGUAUUUUAAACACAGAAAAGCCAGAUUUUACGCAAUUAAUUAUAUCUGGUGCCUUAGAUGGUGUACGAGAAAUACGAUUUGAAGGAGGAAAAUUUGAUACAAGUCGAAGGAAAUCAUAUGGCGGGACGUAUUUGCGACACGCUAUUGAAACUAAAGUAUCUGAAACUAAAAUUGAUUGGGAUGUAAUUAUGGAUGCUACAAAUUCGCAUUUGGGUGAACUACAAGAUAAUCUACUUCUUAAUUACGAAGCUCAAAAUCCUAAUAUUGUUCAUUUAUAUCCUCAAGCUAUUGCAAAUUCAGCUGCUGUAGUCAGAAAUCUAUUUCCGGGCCAACCAGGCUUUAGGGUUGUUUCUGCACCAGAACAUAGAGUUUCACAGCAACCACCCUUAUCUAUGGCUCCGAUACUUUCGGCUCGGUUAGAAUGCCAACAGUACAGAGGAAUUGUACCUGCUGCCAUUUUAGUUGGUGGGGUACCUAUAUUUUUAUAUUUGUUUGCAAGAGUAGUGGAAUUAAACUCUAAUGAGGAAGAGCAAGCAUUAGCUCUUUCAAUAGUUUUACACUUAAUACGGAAUGAUUCUGAUCUUCUAAAUCAGUACCGAUCAGAAGGUGGAACAUCAUUAAUCCUACGCAUUUUAGAAUCGUCUCGAUGCCACACAGUGGCAAUCAUUUGGUCUCACAAAAUUGCGAAGCUGUUAUUACGGAUCCUGAAUUAAUCAAAGGUACAUUAACCGCAUGGAGGACAUGGGCAAAACAUGAUACAUUAAAUUUGCUAUUACAAGCAUUGUUAUUAUUAUUAAGAGAUCAACAUUCACAGCGUGAAUUUAACGCAUCUCAAUUAAACAGAGUUGGAAUCGUUGAUACCAUUUUAACAUUAUGCAAGGAGCAUUUUAUGUAUGAAGAAUUGGGUGCUGUACUUGAUUCUUCAACAGGAAUAGCAGUGGUUGAAUUGAUUCGAGCACUUAUGGGAGCACCUCCAGAAUUUGCUCAUUUAGUAGCUAUUACCGACUAUCUAGUUCUGGUUCAUCAAGCGUCUGAAACUUAUAUCACACACUCGAGACAUAAUAUAUAUUUUUUGUUACCCCCUAUUGGAGAAAAAAAAGUUGUAAAACUUACUCCUACUAUAACUUCCAGUUCUUCAGAUGAAUCCAUAGAAACUCUUGAAAACAAUAAAUUGAGUAAAGGUUUAACAAAUACACAGAUUCAGAAAAAUAGAAUGCCUAAGAGAAAAGAACGCCGAAAUGGACCGCCACAAGAUACCAGUGCUGGAGAGGAUUCAGGAAUUGCAGCUAGCGAUGGAUCUAAUCCUCUUGGUAACGAAAAACAAUCUAUGUGGAUGGAUGAAAGAAAAGCUUGUCAAGGUUUAGUUUGUGAAGGACUAUUAUUAUUACUCCGAGAUGCAGUUAGAGUUUUACCUGAUAGCCAAGUUGGAUCAGUGUUAAAGCACGUUUUAAGAGCUGAACUUUUACUUGUACUGGCUAAUAAUCCUGAUACUAGAGUUCGUACAGCAUUAAUUAAGCUUGUACAAACGUACUUACAACGUGCUACUGAUGAGGAAGUCAAUAAAUUUAUAAAGCAAAAAUAUUUUGUACAUUUAGCAAAUCAAAUAGCAUUAUAUCCUGGAAGUGAGAUGCUGAUAGUUGCUUUAGAAAACUUGGCUUUACGGGGUCCUACUCUAGCCGCGAUGCCUCCAUUAAUGGCUAUAAUAGCGAAAACAGCAAUUACCGAACCAAAUAUAGUUAGACCAAUAGUAUCAUUUAUGACUGACAUAAUUGCAAAGAAUCCAACAGCUCUAAGAAUGCUUUUGGAACAAGGCUUGAUUGAAUCAUUAGUGCAAGCAUUAGUAGGAGCUGCUCAUAAAGGUGGUUCUACAUCCCUUUAUCGAGAUAUUCAUGUGCUUCUCGUGGCUAUUGCGACAAGACUUCUAGAAUCUCCAGGAACUCAUCAAAUGCAAGCUAUUUUAGAUUUGCAUUUGAUAUUGAAUCAUAUGGAAUUGAAAGAAAAAUCACAGUGCAUUAAAAACAGAGCCUGUGUAUCAGUCGUAAGAGAUGCACAGGUAGCACUCUUUGAUGGAGAACUCGAUGUGCUUACAGCGAAAGUUUCGAAUCAAUCAGGUUUUCGACUACGUAGUACAGCGUCGUAUCUAGCCUCAGCUUCUCACAUAACUUCAAUUUUUACAACGUCCAGUGAUCAAAGUGACCAAGGCUCUCGAUCAUCUAGCUAUACAAAUUUACAUUCAUCUUCCAACGCAAUUUUACGUGAACCAGGCAAAGGAGAAUUGCUGGAACGAUUUCGCCUUGUUCUCACACGAGCUGUUGAAUUUAUAACAGCAGCUGAUGAAUCACCUUCUGGCAACGAGUUACAAUUAACUAAAAGAUUACUUUCAAUUCUUUUACACGGUUUUUGUAGUCCAUUGCAAAAGAGAAACUGGAGCAGUGCAUGGUCAACUAGACACGUUUUAAGGAGAUAUACGGCCAAAAUAAUGAUGUGGUUACUUGGGCCAGAUCAAAGCAAUAAUACGAGGAUUUUUGCUAUCAGAUCACUAAUGGAAGAACCGAAAGCUCGCGAAAUUCUAUCUUCUCUUUUGGAAGUUCAUCCACAAGUAGAACAGAAAUUUACUGUGUUCUUUUGGGAUCUUUUACAAAAACGAGAUGAUAUGCCUAGCGCUGAUGCAAGAAUAUGUAUAGAAUUAAAAGAAGCUUUGAAUAUAUGGGAUUUGGCAAAAGGAAUAGAACAAGCUAGUCCUGGAAUAUGGAACGAAGAAUUGGCAUUGCUAAGACGAGAAUUAAUGAGAGAUCGAGAUAUAUGGAUUGAUAAUAAUCUUCCCUCAAUUCAAAGAUUUGCCAAUAGAUUUGAUAUACUUACUAAACAAUUAACAGAAAGUGCAAUGACUAUAACACGUACGGUUGUGGAAGAACAAAAUCGAGAACGAAAAGUAUUAAUGGAAAGACUGAAACAUUCAAGAGCGAUAGAAGCUCAAGCAAUUGCUAAAUGGAGAGAUUUAGCGAAACGUUUAACGCAUGAAAGGGCCCCAUGGCAUUUUCCAAACAGUUGUCCAAGAAGUUGGGAACUAGAUCCUACGGAAGGUCCUGCUAGAGUUAGAAUACGAUUGCAACCGUGUCAUUUAAAUAUUGAUCGAAGGUUUUUCAUGGCCGAAUAUCAAAACAAACUAGAUGCAGUGAAAGUUGAAGCUCCUUUAUCUUAUUUAUUUACGAAUAAUCGACAAGAUGCAAAUGCUACAGCAUUAAUCGAGCGGUUGCACACUACUGAAAGAAUACGUAAAAUGUCUCAAGCCAAAGUAGUUACACCUAGAGCUGAAUUAGCUGGUGAAGUUCUCAUUGGUGAAACAUGCCUUUACUUCGUGCCUGAUAGUCCUGAUGUUCUACUGCACACAGAUAUAGCUUUAGGUGGUUUGGAUUUAGCUAUGGUGGGUGGAACAGCCUGGCGCCUUGAAGAUAUUCGAGAAUUGCAUAGAAGAAGAUAUCAAUUACAGGAAAGAGCUAUAGAAAUAUUUCUCAUUACGGGAAGAACAUAUUUAUUAGCAUUCAAUUCUUCAAAAGAAAGAGAUGAAUUUGUAACGGAAUUGUCUGCUUGCAAUUUACCGAGACGAAUACCUGGUGAUGAUUUAAGCGAAGCUAUUUCGUUAUGGCGAAGUGGAGCAUUAACAAAUUGGGAAUAUAUUACGUGUCUAAAUAAAUUAGCCGGUCGUUCAUAUAAUGAUUUAAUGCAGUAUCCUGUAUUUCCAUUUGUAUUAUCCGAUUACACAAGUGAAAAGAUUGAUUUAACUAAUCCAAAAAUUUAUCGUAUCUCAAACAAGCUUUAUCGGAAGGUUUGAAUUUAGUAUCACUAAAUCAAGAACCAUUCCAUUAUGGAUCACAUUAUAGUAAUUCUGGAACAGUGCUUCACUUUUUAGUUCGAUUACCGCCAUUUACUAGCAUGUUCUUAUCUUAUCAAGAUAAUAAUUUUGAUAUUCCUGAUCGAACGUUUCAUGCGUUGGCAACUACAUGGAGAUUAACUAGUUGCGAUUCAACAACAGAUGUGAAAGAAUUAAUUCCUGAGUUUUUCUAUUUACCUGAAUUUUUAUUGAAUUCCGAAGGAUUUAAUUUUGGAAUUCGACAAAAUGGUAAUCGGGUUGGAGAUGUUGAAUUACCGAAAUGGUGUGAUGGUGAUGCACGACUUUUUAUUCUUGCUCACAGAGCAGCAUUAGAAGCAGAUCUUGUUAGGGAAGUUCUACCUUAUUGGAUUGAUUUGGUAUUUGGAUUUAGACAAACUGGUAGACCAGCAAUAGAAGCUAUAAAUGUUUUCCAUCCUGCAACCUACUAUGGAUUCAAUGUUGAACAAAUAAUUGAUCCUCUAGAACGUCAAGCGUGGGAAACAAUGGUACGAACGUAUGGCCAGACACCAGCACAAUUAUUCAAGGCUGCACAUCCUUUGCCGAUUCAAAAUCUUGGAAAUAUGGGAGUUCAUAGCUCAUUACCGCAAGUCAUUGAAAGUGUAGAUGGUAUAAAAUGGGGAAACUAUGUUGGUGCUCCUGGAAAUGAACCAGUUUUAUGUUGGAAACAUAAACAUAGAGCACCGUUAGCAUCUUUAGUUCCUUUAAUGACUGGUGAUGUUUUCGGAUUGCCUAAUUAUACUACUUUGUUACUUGGUUACAUGAAAGAAAAGAGUGCAAGUAUGCUAAGUGGAGCAUCUGUAUUGGGAGCUGCUUUAGUUUCAUGGAGUGGCUCAGAUGGAAUUGUAAGACUGAAAUUUAAAAAAGAGCAACCACUAAGGCCAUUAAUCAAAUCUUCGGGUCUCGAUCCAAUCACAAUCUUAGGUUCAACUCCGGAUUGUGGACAACUGUGGAUAGGUCAUUUAUCUGGUAGACUAACAGUAUAUACAUAUACAGUUGUAACAAGUAAAAUUGACUUUACCUCAACAUCGGCAUCUGUUCUAUUAGCUCAUAGAAACAGAAUAACAACAAUAGCUCUAUCACGAGCAUUUAGUAUUGUUGUUACAGGUGAUUCAACUGGUGUCAUCGUUAUUUGGGACUUAAAUAGCUUAACAUACAUAAGAUCGAUAUCCUGUGAUAAAAAUUAUUCUAUUCAUUUGCUAUCAAUUAGUGAAACUCUCGGAGAUAUAGCAGUUGUUUAUAAGAUUCCUAGUGAAAAUACAUCUUCCAGCCAAUCCGAAUUGAAAGUAUUUACUAUAAAUGCAAGAGCAGUUGGAUCUAUUUUAUCAAGAGGAAGAAUAACAGCUCUUUGCUAUAGCAAUGCACCAGAAGGAGUUUCUGUGAAUGUUAUUGCAACAGGAUUAAACAAUGGUGUAAUAAGACUAUGGAGUAGUUGGGACUUAAGACUAAUUAGAGAAAUUAUAAAUGAUAUAAAAGGAUGUGGAGCAGUAAUUGCGAUAGCAUGGGCUUUAGAUCAACAUCACUUAUAUGCUGUAACCGAAGAUUAUACUAUUCUCAUAUGGGAAGGAUCAAAACGUUUAAGUAAUGGUACUCCAAAAUUUGUAAACUUAACGUCCCUCUAAUGUAAAUAAACAAAGUCAUGUUUCUAUGGGCACGAACAUGUUAUUUUAAAUAUUAUUAAAUAUAUGCCUCCAUUUUAUUAAUAAGUAUUUACAAAAUAAAAAAUGUUUUUAACAUUUGUAAUUAUAUUAGUGUUACAUUUGUGAUAAUUUUAUAUAAUUAGAAUCAUAUCAAACAUAUACAUUCUUACAGCUUUAAAAUAUUAUCACAUAAACAUUACAUUUGUAACUAUUAGAUAAAAAUCUAUCUGUUGAAGUAUUAUUUUCUUAAAAUUUUUAUUACAAUUUUUUAUGCUUCUAAUAAUAUAUCAACAUCUAUAUUUUUAUAUUCUGUUACAAUAAAAGAAAUACAGAUUUCGUUAUUAACAUAUUUAUAAUUGUAUUAAUAUCAUUGAUACACUUACAACCUCCAGUUCCCAAUUUCAUAAAUGUAAAUUGAUAUAACAUAUUUAUGAUAUCGUAACAUAGACAUAUCUAAUAAACAUCAAUAAGCAAUAGAUUCAAAUAAUAUUCAAGCAGUCUUCAAUAAUCUCAAACAUCGGGUAAUACUUUCCUGUUCUUUUAGCAAUCUGUUCUGCUGUAUCACCACUUGAAUUUAUCAAUCUCGGAUUUGUAUCUGGAUGCAACAAAAGAAGUUGCAAAGUGGGAGAAUUAUGAGAACUUGCAGAUACUAAAUGCAAAGGUGUCUGGUCUCCUUUACUCUUGGCAUUUAUAUCUGCUCCAUUUGCAAUUAAUACCGCUGCACAUUCAACAUUGUUCCAGCAACAUGCAGAAUGCAAUGGUUGCCAUUCGUCCAUGGUUUUAGCAUCUAUCUUUGCACCUGCUUGAAGUAAAUACUCAACAAUUUCCACAUGAUUACCAUAACAUGCUCUAUGCAAUGGAGUGUAACCAUCCUUGUCCAUACAUUCUAACAAACGAGGGUUUUUCGUUAAUGAUCUCAUCACUCUAUUCAAUUCGCCAUUCUCUGCUGCGCUAAGAAUUUCUUUUGCAUCGGGUUCUUUCGCAUUACGUUCAGCUUCUACCCCAUCAUCGUCAUCUUCCCAAGCACUAACUUGCAUAUGUUCACUCCGUGGUUGACUUAGCAUUCGAUCACGAAUUGCUUCCAAAUCCGUUAAUUGAUCACUUUCUUCUUCGGACGAUGACAUGUUUAUCUCAUUCAAGAUUCAAAAAACGAAAUCACGCGUAUUUCUUAUAUCUCAUUCUCGUUCAACAGACAUUACACGGAUCCAUCUACUGGAAUACAAAGAUACUGCUUGCACAUGAAUUGAAUUUGAUCAGUUUCCCGAGAUGCGAAAAUUAUUUUACAUUCUCGAUUGUUUUGAAAAUGUUUCCAGAUGAAUUUGUGACUUCAAUACGAUACGUAAAACAACAUGGAAUGUUUGAAACUUUUGGAGACUCUAGAUAUUUUUGGUUAUGCUGGUGUAUGUGUGGGCGUAGAAAACUCGCAAUUGUUACGAAAUUCUCUCAUAGUACUGCAAGAGGAGAAUCACUUUCAAAAGUGUUACUAUUGGGGCAAAAUCUACGGAGUACAAAAUGAUUAUCAUAUUGCGUUUGGUUUUAAGAAAGACUGCAUGAACGAUCAAGUGUAUUACUACAGGUAAGCUUGUUAAAACGAUUCGAAAACAGAGGGCAUUAAAAACGUACAAUAUUUGAAUUAGUACGGACGGAUUAAAUUGGUUAUUACUGCCAAGAGCGAAUAAAUACGCACGAUUCUUGACACCCCUUGCAAUUAAUAAGUUCGAAGGUGAUCCCUCGAUAGUCACCAACGUCUAUAACAUUAAUCCCCCAUUCCCGCCAAACGAAGAUUCCAAAAAGUAUUAUGACGUAAGUCAACACAGU